CAUUCAGCCGGGUUCUUUUCCCACUUGACUGUGACGUAAGUCCCCUCCACCCGAUCUAUGAGAAAGUGAUAGGAACAGGAACUGUCGAAAUGCUUAUAAAGGAGUUUCGCGUAGUCCUACCCAUCACAGUUCCCGAGUACCAGAUUGGCCAAUUAUACUCUGUAGCGGAAGCAAGUAAAAAUGAGACCGGUGGUGGAGAAGGAAUUGAAGUGCUCAAGAAUGAGCCUUUUGAAAACUUCCCCUUGCUCGGUGGGAAAUUUACGCGAGGACAGUACACGUACAAGAUUUACCACUUAGCGAGCAAGGUCCCAGCUUUCCUUCGACUCCUUGCUCCAAAAGGGUCUCUUGAAAUUCACGAAGAGGCAUGGAAUGCCUAUCCUUACUGCAGGACAGUUCUCACUAAUCCAGACUACAUGAAGAACAACUUCACCUUGUGCAUAGAAACCAUGCACGCACCUGAUAACGGCACGCAAGAAAAUGCGCAUGAGCUCCCACCAGAGAAACUCAAGCUUCGAGAAGUAGAAACCAUCGACAUAGCCAACGAUCCUGUCGCAGCGAAGGAUUACAAGGACGAUGAGGAUCCAACGAAAUUUAAGUCGAAAAAGACGGGCAGAGGGCCCUUACAAGGGGAGUGGAUGAAGGACUGCACACCAGUCAUGUGUGCCUACAAGCUAGUCACUGUCGAAUUCAAGUGGUUCGGGCUGCAGACCCGUGUGGAGUCUUACAUCAUGAAGACUGAACGAAGAAUCUUCACAAACUUCCACCGUCAGGUGUUCUGUUGGAUUGAUCGGUGGCAUGGGCUGACCUUACAUGACAUCAGAGAACUGGAGGAAAAGACUCGGCGAGAACUGGAUGAGCAACGACAGAAGGGCCAAGUGCAAGGCACCCGAGGGGAAGAGUGAGCUCGUGGCCGAAGGAGAUGUCUGCCGGACCGGGGUACAGCGACCCCGUCCCCUCAGCAGACACUGCAAAUGUGAUGCACGGGGUGAACCUCACUGCCCUCAUGUGGACAUUGUGCUCAUGCUGUGUGGAAAACCAGGCUAAGAUUUUGAGACAGCAACGGGAAAUUUUUUUGUCCUGCCUCUUUGCAUCUCAAAGACUAGUCCUGCUAACUUAAGAAGUGCGCAUGCGUUGUAAAUUAAAAAUAUCGAAAACAAACGAAAAAGAACUGGGGAGGUCUGCUUGCAGUGUCUGGUUUGGGACCCUCUUGUUUUUUUGUUUUUUUUUUGCUGCCUGCAAACAUUCCAGGACUGGACGCCACACGAAAGAUAAAAGAAUUACUAGUGGACAGUAUUAUGGUAAUACUAGUACAGGUGAAAGUUGUGAAGGAGUAAUGAGGACUUAUUGUCCACUGCGUCUAACAGUGAGUAAACUUGGCUCUGUUAAACUUCCGUCUCUGCUCUUCAGUACCAGAGUAUGGUAACUGCCUCAUGGAUGUUGAACCAUAGUUUGUCUCAUCAUACAGGCUAAUGGAUUUAAGUGUAAGAGAUAUAUACAUACGUAAACAUGGUGUUGCUUAUCACCGUCGUGUACAUAGCGUGCAGAGGUAGCCAUAUUGAAUGUUUGGAAAUUCACAUUCCCUUGCGUGUUUUUUUUUUCCCUCUCUGUGUAACAGUUCAUUGACAAUCUCUAAAUGUUUGCAAGGUGAUACUUCAGUAAGGUGUUUAGCUGGUAAACGACUAACGAUCUGGCAUUACCUGCCUUCGGAGAUUAAAGAAUGUCACGCGGGUAUGUGUACUUUUCUUUUCUCUGUUUAAAUGCUGGGAAACUUUCCACCGCAACACAGCUAUUUAGCGAGACAUUAAACUGAUAUUAGCUGAGCAUCUGUGAAUACCAAAGCAAAAAAAAAAAAAAACGAAUAAAUGUCACCCCUGAAUCUUGUUUUCAGUGGCUACGUUUUGCAUGGUGGUGCUUGUUGUGACUAUAGUUGUACUGCUGUACAAGAGUGUUUGACUGGCCCAGAGACAGCAAUAUCUUUACUCAGUAUGCUAGCAUCCAUGUCAACAGUAGCUGCUGUUUCCACACAUCAAACUCAACUUCUGUGCCAUAUUGUAUUUUGCCUCCCCGGGAAAGCCAAAAUUACGGAACAGAAAUGUUUUUUUCUCGUUAAAAAUCUAUAUGGAUUGUUGGGGCUCAACGGUGUGACCAUUGAUGUUUAGGAAGUGGCCUUAGAUGUUAGUUAUUUUAUAGCGGUCUUACGGCACUUUGGUAACGUCCUAAGAAUUCACCCCGAUCUUCCCAGGUCUUGGUUAUUGUACUAAGGCAUAUCUUCAAUGUCAUGUAAUAGGGAAUGCACAUUCUGUGAAUAGCGCAUUUCUCGAGUGCUUCGGACCGCUCGAAAAAUGCUUAGGGCGAAGAAAUAGAUUGCAUGUUUGGUGUGCUUUGUCACUUCUGGAGCAGACUAACCACUGCAUAUGUUAGGGAGCCUUUUCCAUGGACAGAGGGAACACCGUGCAGAGCACAGGGCCUCUUGCUGUUUCUCAACUGUCGAAUAUAUUGGUGGGCCCUGCACCCAUUAGAGUAGGGCUUUGCAGAGAAUAGAGAUUACUAACUAAUCAAUGAGCACCAAGGUAGGCAACCUAAUGAAAUAGCAAUGCCACAUUUUGGUGCCAUUGCCAUCCGUACUUGAAGCACGACAGGGAAGUCGGAAGGUCAUCGCAAAAGGGGGGGGGGGGGGGGCUGAAGUUCAAACAAUUGGUACAUUAAUAACUAAAAAAAAAACAAAUGAAACAUGCUGAGUUACAAUGCAGUGCAGAAUGACUUGAAAAUAUGCUGGAGCAGCUUCACUUUACUAGCAUUUGGCAAUGGCCAGCUUUUCUCUGAUUUUUGCUUGGUGUGUGGAAUGUGUUUUUGUUUAGAAGAUUUUCAAACAAAUCUGCCCCUCUACCUUCCGACGCCCCUAAAGCGCGAUGGGCGAUACGGGACCUGCCCUUGUUGACUGUCAGAUACAUUCUAUUUUGAGGUCAAUUAAUGGUGAAAGCAAUGUCAACUUUAUAGACUGGCAGCAAACCAUCUAUGAACAAGCAAAGGCAUGAUAACAAGGAAGAAAAACUGUUGUGUACGCUGGAUGUAGGGGCCUACCGAGUGGUACUGACGAGAACAGACAAGCGUUGAUAUCUGUCAAACAAAAGCAAUAAAUGUGGCCAAGAUGUCA
Ornithodoros turicata is the source of this 3154-nucleotide messenger RNA. RefSeq names its product phosphatidylinositol transfer protein alpha isoform-like (gene vib). The record is from RefSeq and is a predicted model, not a curated record. Bases 90 to 902 code for a protein of 270 amino acids. Gene Ontology annotation, molecular function: phosphatidylinositol binding; phosphatidylcholine binding; phosphatidylcholine intramembrane carrier activity. Gene Ontology annotation, biological process: phospholipid transport. The transcript has 8 exons. Lineage: Eukaryota; Metazoa; Arthropoda; Arachnida; Ixodida; Argasidae. Gene Ontology annotation, cellular component: cytoplasm.